Molecule: messenger RNA, 1371 nt
Organism: Aspergillus ochraceoroseus IBT 24754
Lineage: Eukaryota; Fungi; Ascomycota; Eurotiomycetes; Eurotiales; Aspergillaceae
Product: zinc metalloprotease
Exons: 5
Coding region: 1-1371 (456 amino acids)
Biological process (GO): CAAX-box protein processing
Cellular component (GO): endoplasmic reticulum membrane
Molecular function (GO): metalloendopeptidase activity
Source: RefSeq, a predicted model, not a curated record
AUGUACAUUCUUGAUCAACUGGCGCGUCUCCUCGACCGCCCGCUCUUCCCUUGGAAGAACGUGCUUGUCGGUUUUUCCUUGGGUCAGUUUAUCCUCGAAGGUCUUCUCUCUAUUCGUCAAUACAAGGUCUUGCAACGAACUAGCCCUCCCAAGGUACUGGAGGGUGAGGUGUCCCAAAAGGUCUAUGAUCAGAGUCAGGCAUACGGUCGAGCAAAAGCCAAGUUUGGUUUCAUUUCGGGUCUAUAUGGUCAGGUUCAGAAUCUCGCGUUCAUCUACGGCGAUGUCCUGCCCAAGCUAUGGGGACUCAGUGGUUUUCUGUUGGCACGGUAUCUUCCGGCUAGUUUUCAGGGCGAAAUUUCGCAGACACUCCUGUUCAUCUUUGGUUUUAAUCUGAUCAGCACACUCCUGUCGCUACCGGUUUCAUACUACAACACCUUCGUCCUGGAGGAAAAGUUUGGGUUCAACAAGCAGACUGUCAAAUUAUGGGUCAGCGAUAUGCUUAAGGGACAGAUGCUUGGUAUCGUUUUGGGCACUCCAAUAAUCAGUGCUGUACUGAAGAUCGUUCAGAAGACUGGCAACUCGUUCUUUUACUACUUGUGGCUCUUUGGUAUUUUCGUCCAGAUCUUUGCUAUCACUAUCUAUCCUAUCGUCAUCCUGCCCUUGUUUAACAAGCUGUCUCCUCUCGAGCCUGGAAAAAUCAAGACGGGCGUUGAGAACCUGGCAAAGAAGCUGAACUUCCCACUCCAAGAAUUGCACGUGAUUGAUGGUAGCAAGCGGAGUGCACACAGCAACGCAUACUUUUACGGUCUUCCCUGGAAAAAGCACAUUGUUAUCUAUGACACUUUGAUCGAAAAGAGUGAGCCUGAGGAGGUUGUCGCUGUUCUCAGCCAUGAAUUGGGCCAUUGGAGUCUUAGCCACACUACCAAGCUGUUUGGCAUUGCUCAAUUCCACAUGUUUUACAUCUUUGCCCUUUUCUCUGCUUUCGUCAACAACAAGUCUCUGUAUCAAUCUUUUGGUUUCCACACGGAGCAGCCCAUCAUGAUUGGAUUCCUCUUGUUCUCGGACGCCCUCGCCCCCAUGGAUGCUGUUGUUAAGCUUCUCAUGAACAUUCUUAGCCGCAAAUUUGAAUUCGAAGCUGAUGCAUUUGCCGUGAACCUUGGAUACUCUGAAGAGCUUUCGCAGUCUCUUCUUAAACUUCAGAUUCAGAACCUGAGCACCAUGGAUGCGGACUGGAUGUACGCCAGUUAUCAUUACUCUCACCCGAUCCUUUCGGAGAGACUUAAGGCACUUGGUUGGAAAGGCGGAAAGGUCACCAACCUCAAGAUGGAAGACAGUGACAAACCUGUCAAAGCUGCUGACCGUGAGCUGUGA